Molecule: messenger RNA, 380 nt
Organism: Amphimedon queenslandica
Lineage: Eukaryota; Metazoa; Porifera; Demospongiae; Haplosclerida; Niphatidae
Product: fanconi-associated nuclease 1 homolog
Exons: 3
Biological process (GO): interstrand cross-link repair
Cellular component (GO): nucleus
Molecular function (GO): 5'-flap endonuclease activity; flap-structured DNA binding; 5'-3' exonuclease activity
Source: RefSeq, a predicted model, not a curated record
GUUUUAUUGACUGGUAUAUGUCAACCUAAUACUCCUUUAUUCAUAAUACAAGACCACACCCCUUGCUCCUCCUCCUCUGUCUGUACUGUUGAGGGUUUUGCAAUACAUCACUAUACUGGUACUGGCUGCUGGCCUAGAGCCCUUCAUCUUGAAGGAGCAAUAUUCACGUCUCUCUUCCUCUUAUUAUUUUGGGAUAUCAUUUAUACGAAUGAAGUACCUGAUGUAUUUAGAGGACAUUAUCAAACUGCUCCUCUUGAUUUUGGUAGGGAGGACUUUUAUAUGUCACGUAAGUCUGCAAUUGACAGUAAACUGGACUGGAUCAAACGUUCAGCCAUUGAUCUAAUGCUUUUCUCGUAAUUGUUUUCCUGCAUCAUCAUGAC